Aegilops tauschii subsp. strangulata is the source of this 612-nucleotide messenger RNA. NCBI's taxonomy places the organism in Eukaryota, Viridiplantae, Streptophyta, Magnoliopsida, Poales, Poaceae. The record is from RefSeq and is a predicted model, not a curated record.
AUGAGCAACUGCCGCCCGAUCGCCACGCCCGCUGACACCAAACGGAAGCUCUCCGCUCAGGCCGGACCACCCGUCUCCGACCCCUCUCUCUACCGCAGCCUCGCCGGCGCGUUGCAGUACCUCACUUUAACUCGCCCCAACAUCGCCUACGCAGUGCAGCAACUGUGUCUCUUCAUGCAUGACCCGCACGAAAGUCACUUCACCUACCUCAAACGCGUCCUGCACUAUGUCCGCGGCACUGCUCAUCUCGGUCUCCGCCUCCGGCGAUCUCGCGACACCAACCUGGUCGCCUACUCCGACGCGGACUGGGCGGGUUGCCCCGACACACGCCGUUCUACAUCGGGCUUCUGCGUCUUCCUCGGCGACAACCUCGUGUCCUGGUCGUCGAAGCGCCAGCACACCGUCGGACGAUUCUCAUCAUUCUUCUACGAUGACGACGAACAGGAGACGGCAGCGCUGGCAUCGGGCGGUGACGGGGCAGCGGCUGCGGUGGCCUCUGAUGGCGGAAAAGGAGUCGGGAAGGUCGGGCACGGCGUGGGCGGUCCAGUGGUGGAGGCGGGGGUCCUCCGGGUGCACUGCACGGAGCAGAACGAAGGCGGUGGGCUCCGGUGA